UUCUUUCCCAUUCAUUUCGUGAAAUUUAUGAUAUAUUUGAAAAAUACUUACAAAGAAUUCGGAAAAAGUCCAUAUAUUUGUGAAAAAUCUAUUUGUUUUUAAAUUGAUUGUUUUUUAUUCGUUCGGGGCGGCUUUGUUUCCAUUGAAUUUCAGCGUUGCGGCCUUGCAGUUAUUCUUCGACAGUUCCAUAGCAGGCAAAAGUUGUUGUGUGAAGCAGACGACGACGGGAGUCAGACGAGUGUAACAGCAAUUAAUAAAUACUCUACGAGUAGACGUUGGGGACAUUACAUUCAUAGUUUUUUUUUUUUGAAAUUCAAGCAGUUUCACUUCUUUUUUUAUUCUCCAUUUGUGUAUUUUGUAUUUAUUGAAUACGUUGCAUCAGCUACAAUGUCAUCGGACACCGCAAAGAAUUUCUCAAGCCUUGAUACACCGGGAUACGUUGGUUUCGCAAAUCUACCAAAUCAAGUUCACAGAAAAUCAGUGAAAAAAGGUUUCGAGUUUACAUUGAUGGUGGUCGGUGAAAGCGGUUUAGGCAAGUCGACAUUAGUCAACAGCUUAUUUUUAACUGAUUUGUAUCCAGAACGAGUUGUACCAGAUGCUAUCGAAAAACAAAAACAGACUGUCAAACUGGAUGCAUCUACGGUUGAAAUUGAAGAACGUGGUGUGAAAUUGCGAUUGACCGUUGUUGACACACCCGGUUUCGGCGAUGCCAUCGACAAUUCAAAUAGUUUUAGUGCAAUCUUAGAAUACAUUGACGAGCAGUAUGAACGUUUUUUACGUGACGAGUCGGGUUUGAAUCGUCGAAACAUUGUUGAUAAUCGAAUUCAUUGCUGCUUUUACUUUAUUUCCCCUUUUGGUCAUGGUUUGAAGCCACUGGAUAUUGAAUUCAUGAAGAAGCUUCACAAUAAAGUAAAUAUUGUGCCUGUCAUUGCAAAGGCCGACUGUUUGACAAAGAAAGAAAUGGAGCGUCUGAAGAGUCGCGUUCUAAAAGAGAUUGAAAACAAUGGCAUCAAAAUAUAUCCCUUGCCUGAUUGUGAUAGUGACGAAGACGAGGAUUACAAAGAACAAGUACGUCAACUCAAAGAGGCAGUGCCAUUUGCUGUAUGUGGAAGCACCACAGUGCUCGAAGUUAAAGGCAAAAAGGUACGAGCAAGAAAUUAUGGUUGGGGCACGAUAGAAAUUGAAAAUCCAGAUCAUUGCGAUUUCAUAAAAUUGAGAACAAUGCUGAUAACGCACAUGCAAGAUUUACAGGAAGUCACACAAGAAGUGCAUUAUGAAAACUACAGAUCUGAACGUUUGGCCAAAGGCGUCAAGAAAAAUGGCAUUUCAAAUGGAAAUGCUAAAGAUGAUUCUCCGCCGGCACCAAUAAUCAGCUCCGACAAAGAUCGUAUUUUACAAGAAAAAGAAGCCGAACUGCAACGAAUGCAGGAAAUGCUGGCUCAAAUGCAAGCUAAAAUCGCACAAAAAUAAGGCCAUCGUAUAGAAAUUGCACAUAAUCAUAUUUUAUACACAAAAUUAAAUUCUAUUACCAAAAUAAUUCGUAAAUUGACAAUUUUAUCGUACUCAAAUUCAUUUUAUUCAUUUGUUUUUCGUUCGACCGGCUUCAGAUCGUCCGAUUAGCUCUCUCUCUCUCUCAAUGCGCAAUUUUUUUUGAAAUUAUUUUGUCAUCGAUUUCGAUUAGUUUAAAUUGCAAGUAUUUUUUUUUUUGUAUUUGAGCCAAUAUAAUAAACCAUACUCUCUGGUACGCACACAGAGAGAAUAUGGUUGAAAGUACCAGCUCUAUUAAUAUGCUUCCAAUAUUCUGACAAAAGCAAUUACAAGCUAACUCCAAACUAUUUUUCCAUUUUAUAUAUGAUCCAUGAUUUAAAUUUAAUCUUAAAAGCUCACACUGUAAAGAGAAACAUUGACUUAAGUAAUAGCAACUUGCUGGUUAGCAUUUUUUAUGGAAGAAAAAAAAUAUCAAUAUUUUGUAUGCAUGCUUUUAUUCUCGUAAAAUUUCCGUAUUAUUUUAAAUAUGUAUUUUCCGAAGGCAUUUCAAUAUGUUAUCAACUUAUGAAACAGUUUUUUGUAACUAGUGAGUAAGAAAUUACUAAGAAUAAAUAACAGUUUGUAUACUAAAUUGGAAUAAAAUAAAAAUGUCAUAAAGUGUACACUUUUAUGCGAGAA
This is a messenger RNA of Contarinia nasturtii (swede midge), 2166 nucleotides long. RefSeq names its product septin-1 (gene Septin1). The transcript has 6 exons. Gene Ontology annotation, cellular component: cell division site; septin complex; septin ring. The coding region runs from base 388 to 1470 and encodes 360 amino acids. Gene Ontology annotation, biological process: cell division; regulation of exocytosis; cytoskeleton-dependent cytokinesis. The record is from RefSeq and is a predicted model, not a curated record. Gene Ontology annotation, molecular function: GTPase activity; GTP binding; molecular adaptor activity. Lineage: Eukaryota; Metazoa; Arthropoda; Insecta; Diptera; Cecidomyiidae.